AUGGAGUUUCUUAGCGGAGGAGAUCUAAGUGUCCUCAUGAGAGCCAACGCCCUAUUCACCAUUCCAGUCACCAGAUUUAUGGCAGCUGAGAUCAUCUGUGGGCUGCAGUUUCUCCACACCAGAGGCAUCAUACACAGGGACAUAAAACCAGCCAAUAUCUUAAUGAACAGCGCCGGUCACUUGAAGAUCGCCGAUUUUGGUCUUGCCGUGAUGAACAUCUUUGGGGAUAAGAAGAUCUCAGAAUAUGCCGGAACUCUUAGAUACAUGGCUCCUGAGAUUCUUCUACGGAAGCCCUACAACACGGCAGUGGACUGGUUCUCAGCUGGUGUGAUGAUAUAUGAGAUGGCUACUGGCAAAUAUCCAUUCAAUGCCGGUAUACUGCCUGAAACAAUCGAAAAGUCACUGAUCAAUGAUGUUCCCACCUACCCAAAAGGCCUCAACCCCCAAGCUAGAGACCUUAUAGUGGGGCUCUUAAACAAGUCACCAGAGAGUCGCCAGGUAGCGGUAGAUAACAUCAGGGAACAUCCGUUUUUCAUGGAAAUCAACUGGACAGAUAUAGAGGGAGCAGGAGCUCGUCCACCAUUCCAACUAGGACCACCACCAGUGAUGACAUUGACAAAAAUCGAUGACAUCCUGUCCUCCACCGAAGCCAAUAAGUCACCAAUGGCUGAAAGAGAUCAACAACUGUUCUGUGGAUUCACAUUUGCCAAUGAGAACUGGCAGGUCGUAAAGCCAAUUAAAGAACCUUUCAUACGACCACGCAGAACGUUUGGCAGAUUUGUGAGAGAGACCUUCCGCAGGAUCUGGAGGAAGAUGAAAAACUGGAAGUAA
This is a messenger RNA of Bufo bufo (common toad), 831 nucleotides long. Its product is annotated as protein kinase C delta type-like. Gene Ontology annotation, biological process: protein phosphorylation. Bases 1 to 831 code for a protein of 276 amino acids. The transcript is spliced from 6 exons. NCBI's taxonomy places the organism in Eukaryota, Metazoa, Chordata, Amphibia, Anura, Bufonidae. The record is from RefSeq and is a predicted model, not a curated record. Gene Ontology annotation, molecular function: ATP binding; protein serine/threonine kinase activity.